CUCACGUCUUGUUUUCAACAGUCAACAGAGGUACCAACAGAAGUUACCAACCGUGAAACAAGGAAAGCCAUACACAGACGAGGUCUCUUCCUCUUCACCUAUCUCAGGAUUCUUCGACCAGAGAAGGGCAUCGGAAACAACACAGCAAUCACCAAGCCCACCAUAUCUCCGGCCCUCGUAUCUUGGCUUCAAAAUGGCCGACAGAAGACGUAUUAACGGACCGGUUGGGACUACCAACCCUCCCAUCUAUGACGAUGCACCCGAGAAGCAAUCCGAAGGUUUCAAGGUCACAAGGUCACGCCCGGCGAACGUAAUUCGCAAAAUGUAUCUCAAGACGGGAGUGACACCGUCGGCCUCUGGCUCUGCUUACCUAGAGAUCGAGUCGUCUGGAAACGGCGGCUCUGGCUUGAAGCUCAGUUGCAGCGUUCAUGGACCUAGAGCUUUGCCCAGGUCAACACCUUUUUCUCCUCACAUCAUCUUGUCCACCCAUGUCAAGUUUGCACCCUUUGCGACCAAGCAAAGGCGUGGUUACAUUCGUGACCCGAUCGAGAGAGAUCUCGGCACUCACCUUGAGACGGCUCUUCGGGGAUCUAUCAUUGCUGACCGUUGGCCAAAGAGUGGAGUGGAUAUCAUCAUCUCCAUUGUUGAAGGAGAGCAAGAUCGGGAGACCUCCAAGGCCCAGGGUAUUGAGGCCUGGGACACCAUGAAUGCCUUGAGUGGCUGCAUCACCGUUGCCUCGGCUGCACUUGCUGACGCUGGCAUUGACUGCGUCGACACUGUGGCCGGAGGUGUUGCUGCGUUGGUACAGGACGCAGGUAAUGACGCUGCUCCCAGCAUAGUUGUCGACCCGAUUCCUUCUGAGCAUGAGAAGGUUCUUGCAGCGUGCUGCAUCGCAUAUCUUCCCACACGACAAGAGGUCACCAACCUCUGGUUCAAGGGUGACCUACCUGCGUCCGAUAUGGACGUUUAUACGCAGCUGAUUGAAAAGGGCAUUCAGGCUUCCAAGAGCGCCAACCGCGUGCUCGUGGACUGCCUGAACGAGACCGUUGGGUGAUCAUGAGGUCGGCGCGGCAAUGUAUUAUUUGUUUUAGCUAUGCGCGAAUGGGAAAUACUCGUAUUGAAACCUUACCUCUACGAUUUUGGUCGAUUUAUCGACCCGAAGACCAGCUUCUGAUGCAAUAGGUCGAGCUACCAGCCACUUGGUCUUUCGCAAUAGCCCAUAUGUAGGGCAGAAGUAACGGAAGAUGCCAAUCGAUAGCAGCGACAACAGAACUGCGUUCCGAGGUUCGGCGGCUGACUGCAAGAAUGGAAUGGUCAACUUCCGGCGGGAAUAGUUUCGAGAUGCCUGUCAAGGUCUGACAGGUUGAGCGAGCGCUCUUUUGCUGAAACUCAGCUGGAAGAUCGCAGUGUGAUGGACGAAUGACGUCCAAGAAGCGUUGUGGCUGGUAUGCAGAGCUACCCUCUGAGGUUGACUGCCGAAACAUUAUGAACCGCGGGGUAUGAGAAGCUUCCACGUUCUUCGCCUCAAUGAUCGUCUGUUUCUGAAAUUGGAAACAUGAUGUGGGGAGAUUACGCGUAUCGUUUCGUUCAUAGCAGCACGGCAUGUUCGAAGCAGGGCAGACAUGGCCAAAGGUGGUGGCUGAUCAUGAACCGAGGUUUCACUAUUACUGCGUAGGGCAUACAUACACUACACCUGAACUACUUUCUUUUCGUGUCCGGCACGAUCUAAUCACUUUAUCUGAAGGGGACUGUGGUGAAUAGCUCGUAUCUUUAUCAACAUUUCGAGGUGGAGGUAACAUAACAUGAUCAACUACAUAAUCUGCA
Neurospora crassa OR74A is the source of this 1824-nucleotide messenger RNA. RefSeq names its product 3' exoribonuclease. The coding region runs from base 194 to 1054 and encodes 286 amino acids. The transcript has 3 exons. Gene Ontology annotation, biological process: rRNA catabolic process; U4 snRNA 3'-end processing; poly(A)-dependent snoRNA 3'-end processing. The record is from RefSeq and is a predicted model, not a curated record. Gene Ontology annotation, cellular component: cytoplasmic exosome (RNase complex); nucleolus; nuclear exosome (RNase complex). Lineage: Eukaryota; Fungi; Ascomycota; Sordariomycetes; Sordariales; Sordariaceae.